AACAGAUAUAUUGUCUAACCAGAAUCAAUCAAUGAUUCUUAAAAAGAAAAGAAUACAAGUCUAUUGAUGGACGCGUCACUGAAUAACAACAACGAUACAACGAUCGAGCAGAAUAAAAAGGUAUCGUAUCAGUCUUCCAUCAAGCGCAGAGAUGAUUUUGCUGAAAAUGACAGUUAUACAAACGGAUAUAUGCCGAAUAAAACGCAAAGUUUUGAACUGCAAACUAAAAAUGAUAGUGAGAAAUCUAGCAGUGAAGAACCUGAAAAACCUAGGAAAGCGGCCAGGCCUAUUCCUAAUUUGAUUCCAAUCCAGAGCGCUUCUUCUAGACGAUCGAGUGGUGCGAACUCCGUGGAAAUGAGCCAAAAGGACAUGAACGAAAUCUGCGCCAAAUCGCAAAAUAGUGCCUUGAAAGAUUUCGCCUCAUUGGUUGGAGCUGAAGAGAACGCUUCGUUUUUCGAUCGUCUCAAAGAAAAACUACUGACGGACGCUGGCGAAAGUGGCAGUGCCACGUGCAAUAACUGUGGACACGUGUCUAGCUCUUUGUCUGAGGCUGCUUCUCAUCAAAAGACAUGCAAUUCGAUGGAAACAAAGGAUGUAAGUGUCAGAUCUGGGUCUAUUUUGCGUUCAACUAGAUGUCAGUACUGCAGACAUCGAUGCAAAUCGAGUGCAGAUCUGCUGCAACAUUUGGCGACCUGCGCCAAUGCAGACUUGCAGAAUUCCACCAAUUCGAUGGGAGCGUCCAGUGAAAGCAGCUCAAAUGGAAAGGCGGACGCGACAAUUGACAUGGACGCAGCAGAAUCGGCUUCAACUGCGCCGGUUGAUGACCUCCAAGGGCCGCAUCCCAUGGAGAACGUGGUCUUUGUGUGGAACACGCUGCCGCCGGGACGAGGUGCCGAUCAGCAGAUGGAGGAGCGGAUGCAGGAUGAGGAGAGCAGUUUGGAUUUGAGUGUCAGAACGGUCAGUCCGAUGGGAAGAAGGGCAAAUCAGCGAGUCCGAGUAUUGCGUCGGCGUCGAGACGGCACCCGGUAUUUAAAUGCCCAAGCUGUUCUUCUGGGCCACGACUGCAUCUCGAUUUCACGUUCAUAUAGUGGGACAUCUGAAUAG
Messenger RNA from Ctenocephalides felis (cat flea), 1104 nucleotides. RefSeq lists its product as uncharacterized. Lineage: Eukaryota; Metazoa; Arthropoda; Insecta; Siphonaptera; Pulicidae. Bases 67 to 1104 code for a protein of 345 amino acids. The transcript is spliced from 6 exons. The record is from RefSeq and is a predicted model, not a curated record.